Messenger RNA from Diaporthe batatas, 351 nucleotides. RefSeq lists its product as uncharacterized. The transcript is spliced from 3 exons. The record is from RefSeq and is a predicted model, not a curated record. The coding region runs from base 1 to 351 and encodes 116 amino acids. Gene Ontology annotation, cellular component: preribosome, large subunit precursor. Lineage: Eukaryota; Fungi; Ascomycota; Sordariomycetes; Diaporthales; Diaporthaceae.
AUGGCCAAGUCCCAACGAUCAAGUGUCACUAAGGCCAACAACCAGCGGCUCAAGAAGAAUGUCUUUGGCCCAGUAGAGGCCGCCAGGCAACAACGCCUGUCGGCACGGCUUCUCGAGAUCGCAUCGCAGCCCAAGCCAGUGCCUGAGAAGGCCAUGAAGGAUGUAGCCGAGCAGGCUGAAACAGAGGAGAACAAGACCGUUGACGAGACAAAGCAAGACGACACCAUGGAAGUCGACCAGCAGUCAAAGACAACAAAGUCAAAAACCAAGGGCAAGAUCGUGAAGAGACGAGGACGAAAAUCAAACAUUGUCUUUCCCAAGUUCGGGGAGCGCAGGAACAAGAAGAGGUGA